Molecule: messenger RNA, 1608 nt
Organism: Erythranthe guttata (spotted monkey flower)
Lineage: Eukaryota; Viridiplantae; Streptophyta; Magnoliopsida; Lamiales; Phrymaceae
Product: tRNA/rRNA methyltransferase (SpoU) family protein
Biological process (GO): tRNA guanine ribose methylation
Molecular function (GO): RNA binding; RNA methyltransferase activity
Source: RefSeq, a predicted model, not a curated record
CUACUUUCCGUUAAUAAACGGCCGAUGUUUCAAAUUAAUCUUCAACGGCGCCGUAAGAAAAACCCCCCAUUCACCUCCCUCAAUUGCAAAUGAGUGCCUGCAAAACCCUAAUCCGUACUUCACUAUCAUGUCUGGAAUUUCGAGCUCGAACCCCAAAUUCAACUACACUACGCCGUUUUGCUUCUUCACUUUUACCUCAUUCAGGUCUGAGAAUCAAACCCCAGAAGCCUUUUGCGGUUUCGAGAAGCUUCAGCCACGUGGAAGGAGCUAUUCCUCUGGAUACUUGCGAUUCAACAGAGGGAGCUUUCGAAGGAGAGCAAGAUUCAAUUAAAGAUACGGUGGAAGAAUUACUUACCAAAAAUAAGGAUGAUAUUUCAAGUUUGAUGAAAAUGGAGCGCCGUUUGGAAAACUGCGACGGCGAUAAGAAGGGGGGGCGUUGGUUUCCGUAUUUGGAUAAAUGCAAAGCAGGGGAAGUUUAUCUGAGCAGCGGUGAAGUUAUAGAAGCGAUGGAUCCGUAUAUAAUGGAUGUGAGGAAGGAUAGGUUUAAGAAUGCGGUGAAUAAUCGGAGCUAUUCAGUGUGUUUGGUGGUUGAGGGAUUGACCGAUUUUGGGAAUGUUUCGGCCGCUUUCCGAUCUGCUGAUGCGCUUGGAAUUCAGUCUGUUCAUGUUGUUUCGCCUGACAGCUCGAGAAGGUACAGAGACAAUCGCCACGUCAGCAUGGGAGCAGAGAAAUGGCUGGAUAUCGAGCUUUGGAAUUCAGUGAGCGAGUGUUUCGGAAUUCUGAAAGCACGUGGUUAUAGAAUUGCCUCAGCCCACCUUGGGACGGAUGCGGUGUCCGUCUAUGAUGUUGACUGGUCAUGCCCGACAGCAAUAGUAGUUGGAAAUGAACUUAGGGGGAUAAGCAAAGAGGCACUUGCGCUGUCGGAUUUGAACUGCAGUAUACCGAUGAGAGGCAUGGUAGACUCGUUUAAUGUUUCAGUAGCUGCUGGCCUUCUUAUGCACCAAGCUGUAUUCGACAGGACUUCGCGCAUGGGUGGUCAUGGGGAUCUAACGGAGGAAGAGAACAAGAUUCUCCUAGCAGAGUUUUAUCUGCGCCACAACAAAAACACCAUUCGGAUUGCCAACGAGUUUUCCAAGAGGAAGUUAACUAGCCCUACAUCGAAACUGUGAAAACGAUUGUCUGUUACUUAUCAAGAUACAUUACCAAAGAAAGUGUCGCAAAUUACGUUGAGACUUUUACAGGUGCAAUUUUGUUUUCUUCUUUUCUUGCUUCGAUUCUCUUAGGUCUAAUUGUGGUAACAGAUGUUGGCAAAUGUCUAUAACUGUAAUCUAAUACUUUUCUCGUUAAACAGGUUACGAUGAAUUGUUGUUAGGUAAUAAUAUUGCAAAACCAAUAAUUUUGACAAAAGAUCUUUUGAGGGAAUGUCGAAAACUGCAUCGUUUACCGAUAUAUACUGGAGCUUCGUGUUAAGAGUCAAUUUGUAGAAGAAUGAAGUCUCCAUUGUAGCAGACUAUGAGCUGCUUGUAAGAUCUGUACAAGGUUGUUAAGACUACCUGUAUACAUGCAUUCGCUUCGUUUUUUCAUGUUUCUUCAAAAGAAUCUUGAUUA